CUUCUGUCGAUUGUAUUCGAUUGUAUGAGUCUAUAAUGUAUAUACAUGUAAUGUAAGUUGUUAGUCUUGAUCAAGCUUGCGUUUCUUUUCAUAUUUGGUUAAGUCCUCAACAGUUUGUAUAGUUUUAGAAAAAUCUACUUUUUGGUGUUUAAUGUCAUAGAACAAGCUGCAAAAUGUUUCAAUAUCCUCUACUACAUCGAAACUGCUGUGUCCCCCAAAGAGUUGAGGUAAAUCAGGAAGCAUAUUAACAGUAUUUUCACUAAUAUACUCGUUCAAGCUGUAAGAGUCACCAUUGGGAGUAAUUUCAUAGAAUACUUCGUGGUCCACAUGGAAUAAAUUAGGAUCACAACAGGUAUAGAAAUCAUUGAACUCAUCACUUGUGUACAAAUUGAAAAAAUCAAUGUUAGGAGUAUACUUCUUCUCAGAAAUUUGCUUAUUCAGCUUGAUUUUGGGUUUGGGUGCUGUGUCAUUUUCUUGAAUAUAAAAGUUUCUUAAAAGUUGCACAGCUUCACUCCUUAAAACACCUCCGUAACUCUUGUAAUUUCCUCUUCUACCGUCAAUUUCAUCAUCAUUGAUUUUCAAAACAGUUCCAUUUCCUCCGAACCUGUCGUUUCCACAUCCAUAUACAGCCCUUUUAAUACCUAUCUGCUUCAACGCCGAAGCGCACAUCACACAUGGUUCGACAGUUACAUACAAAAUCACAUUCAGGAAGAACAGUCGUACGUAUUCAGCAUCUCCAUGCUUUUCUUUGGGGAUGAACUGGUCAAAUAUGCUGUCUAUGGCAAUGAAUUCUGCAUGUCGGGUUCCAUUCAAAGUAUCGUUGGUUCCGUUGUAUCCCACGCUCAAGACUUUCUGAAUGUUCUUGUCAACCAUAAUACAUGCUACCGGAGUCUCAUUAUUUCGGAGAGCCCUAUACGCUACGUAUAAGGCCAAGGACAUCAUGGAAAAUUCUGUGGUAAGUCCAUCGCUCAUGGUUUGAGAGAAUCCAUCUGUCGCACCUUUUUUGUGAAAUCUAAUUCAGUAUGUCUGAUUUACAUAAACAGUUUUUGAAACGAGUUAAACAACAAGAACAGGCAUUUGGGUUGGCUCUGUUGUCAGAAGAUGGCGGUGGUGACAACGACACGGUUUUUUUUCCGCCAGCAAAACAACAAAUUGAAACAAAGCCCAAGUUUGACAGAACCGAGAUAAAUCAUGAGGGUAUAUUCAAAAACUACGAAAUGGAGAGAAACCUGACGUUUCCAAUAAUUGAAAGUUAUAAAGAUCAAAAGUCAGGCAUAGUUUUCCAGGUAUACUUUAAACCUCCAUCAUCUAGCAAAGUUCCUAUAUUUGUUGGUUGUCAUGGUGCUGGCUCAUCUUCUAUGACAUAUUGCAAAUUGGCACAGAGUUUUAAUAAAACGUACGAGGAGGAAUCAUGUGGUAUUUUCUUAUUCGAUAUGAGAGGACAUGGUGGCUCCACUUCGAUUGAGCCACUUGAUUUCUCAUUAACCACCUUGACCGAGGAUUUUGCCUUUGUUCUUGAAAAAUUCUACCAAAAGCAUAAUAUUGAGUCUGUUUUGUACUUGAUGGGACACUCCUUGGGAGGAUCGGUUCUAACCAAUUACCUCCAUCAUUACCCAGAUAAUCAGUUUAAUAUCAAAGGAUUAAUUAUGCUUGAUAUAGUGGAGGAGACAGCUGUGACCUCCUUGGGUGCAAUGCCUGCGUUUCUUGAAAGAAUCCCCAAAAGGUUUGCAACUUACAAACAAGCCAUUGAUUGGCACGUCAAGGCCACAAAUCUCUUGAAAAAUACAGAAUCAGCAUCUAUAAGUGUACCAGACUUAUUUGUGGAUGAUGGUGAAGUCCUCAAAUGGAAAAUCGAUUUGAAGAUCACCAAACCCUUUUGGGAUUCUUGGUUCAAAGGAUUGUCGGCAAACUUUGUGAGCUGUGGUCUGAAACAACAUGUUGCAAAACUUUUGAUUUUAGCUGGUCAUGAAACAUUAGAUACCAGUUUGAUCAUUGGGCAAAUGCAGGGAAGAUAUUCCCGCUAAUGUUGCCGUUAGCUUAGCAGACUUUGCUAGAAGAAACGACUCACCAGAUGACUAUAUGAAAAGAGAAUUAGGGUUUGUACCCAAGUGGGGCGGAAAGAUUCAUAGUUAAUAUACAUAUAUACUAAUCAACACUAAGGUUAACCUUUCUGAUCUCAUCUUCUCUAAUAGUUAUAGCUUCCACCAACCUAUCAAUGUUCUUAUUGGCCAAUGGGAAUCUUGGAUUGAUUAAGAAAGGUCUUAAAUCAAACCUAUUGUCAUCGGGGGAAUACUGUUCUGCAUGGUAAGCAGGUGUCAUGGUUGUCAUUUUAUGUCUGUUGAUAGCAUAAAAGAACCAAAAUCUUUUCACCUUUUCAGCGACUUGUUCAGCUGUCAAGUUGUAUGGAGGUUGGGACCAUUCAUGGUAUAACUUUACAAACAUGGCCAAUGGUCCACAUUUGUCAACUUUCCGUAAUCUUCCAAAUCGGUAUAAUUCGGCAUAGCUCAUACCCAUAUCAAUCUCAUCACUUUGAACAUAAUCAGCAGUAAUAGGUUCUAACUCGGCUGUAGGAGUGGCUUCUAUAAAUUCUCUCAAAAUUGGAAGCUCAAAGUUGGUACAAGCCCAACCAAUGAAUCUCUUCAAAUCAGUUUUGGAGAUACCCCCAAUUGGAUUAAGAUCAGCACUUGAACAAUCAUAUUUGGUCAAAUAACCUCUUAAGCAUUCAUCCACAUUAGCACUUCCCAAAACAAGUAGCCCACCAGCAAUAUCUCUUGUCCAAGGUAACAAUUGUGCAAAUAAAUAACUUAACACCAUUCUUAAUCUAGCUUGAAUGUUUUGUAAAGCUAAAUUCUCUGUUUGGGAACCACCAAAUAUUUUGAAAAUUGGUUUACGUCCAGUUGCAACUUCAAACACAGAAACAACAGCAGUCACCAAAGAGUCCAUGUUCAAGUCGACGUGGAAUGAUCCAAUUUUGUCUGCUAAUUCUUUAGCUCUUGAUCUGGUUUCAGCAGAGGAGUUUUUGGUACCCAUAUAACUUGUGUAGAAUAACUUUCCAGCCACUUCUUGGGGUGUCCUGGGAAUCCAAUCUGGUGAUUUAGUCAACAUCUGGAUGUCAGAAAUGACUUGCUUGUCACCAUCUUCGCAACUCAGAACAAUUAAUCUGCACAUCAGAUGAACAAUAGUAGCAGUAGCACAUGAAUCAACACCACCACUUAAAGGUAAAAAGAACCCAGCACAUUUGGAUCUUCUCAAAUAAUCCCAUAACCAACAAGCUGGACCCAAUGCAAUUUCUUCUUCAGGCAAAUGAUACUUGACCGAAAUGGGCAAUGAAGGUCUAAUUAACGGGUUAAACACAUUACUUUGAGGACUCAAUUCGAUACCUGCUUCAAUGGACUUAAAUGGAUUCCUUUCCGCAACCGCUUGAAUCCCCGUCAGCUUCUGGUUUCUGAAGGACUUGAUAUCAUCUAAAUCAAUGGUUGCAGUUAUAACUUCAACAUCCUUCAAGGAGAAUUGGGAACCUUGGGCAAUCAUUUGUCCGUUGACAAUGAUGGAAGCACAUCCAUCAUAAUAUAAUCUAUCUCCAUCACAACCCUUC
Messenger RNA from Yamadazyma tenuis ATCC 10573, 3595 nucleotides. NCBI's taxonomy places the organism in Eukaryota, Fungi, Ascomycota, Pichiomycetes, Serinales, Debaryomycetaceae. The record is from RefSeq and is a predicted model, not a curated record.